UUUGGUAUCUUGGGACCGUUUACCUCAUUCACCUUCGUCCCCAUCGUCCCCUCCUCUCCUCUUUCCUUCUCGUCCCUGAGGUAUCCGUCAUCACCACACCCCAGCGUGCAUACAUACAUAAAAGAAAUAAUUUAAAAUAAAUGAAAACGUGGACUGUACAUAAGAUUCCCAUACUAGCCUAUCCCGAACAAAAACACCAUGGCGGAACCAACUAACACUCCAAUGCCAACGGCGCCGCCGACCCCGCGCUCCACCUCCCCCGCACCGGGCCUCACGCGCCCUAGCAGCACCAACCUCAGUCUCCCGAAGCCGAUCGGGAUGCCAACCUCGGGCCUUGCCACGAGCUCCGUCACCUUCGCCACACCCCUGCCCGUGCCGGGGGGCCCGCUGGGCACCAAGCCCGUCGUCCUGCACAUCGGCGACCCCGUCCGCUAUAACCCGGAGACGUACACCGAGUUCACGACCCAGUUCGACGUCGUGCGCCCGUCUGCCGACGAGCGGCAGCGGCCCGCCUUCAUCCAGGCGCUGAAGGAGAAGCGCUGGGGCGAGUUCUCGGCCAUCUUUAGACCGUUCUGGGGUACCGGCGGCGAGAUGGGGAAUUGGGAUAAGGAGCUUGUGGACUUGUUGCCCGAGAGCGUGAGGGUUUUCGCGAGCGCGGGGACGGGGUUCGAUUGGGCUGACACGAAGUUAUUGGGCGAAAGAGGAAUACUCUACUGCAACGGGGGCCUCGCCGCCGCCGAAGCCGUCUCCGACUUCGCCAUCGCCAUGAUCAUCAGCACCUUCCGCGCGCUGCCGUACUGCAUAUCCUCCGCGCCCAGCGCCCCCUCGUUCCAGACCUGCCACGCCACCGCCACCCAGCGCGCGCACAACCUGCGCGGGCGCGUCCUCGGCCUCGUCGGUCUAGGCAAUAUCGGCCAACUGAUCGCGGCCAAGGCGCGCCUCGCCUUCGGCAUGGACGUCGCGUACUUCGACGUCGAGCGCAAGCCGGCCGCGCUCGAGAUGAAGCUGGGCGCGAGACACACGGAUAGUCUCGAGGAGCUGCUGCGCGAGGCCGAUUGCGUGGUCCUGUGCACGCCGGCGGACGCGGGCGAGUUGGUCACGCCGCGGAGUCUGCAGUGGUUCAAGGUCGGCGCUAGGCUGGUUAAUGUGGCGCGCGGGAGCCUCGUCGACGAGGAGGCGCUGGCGCAGGCGCUGGAGCAGGGAAGACUGAGUAGUGUUGCGCUUGAUGUGCAUUCUGAUGAGCCGAAUGUGCAUCCGAAGCUGUUGCAGUUUGCGGGGGAUAGGGCGUUGCUUACGUGUCAUAAUGCCGGGGGUACGGUUGAGACGCAUGUCGGGUUUGAGGAGCUGGCGAUGCGGAAUAUUAUGGCGGUUUUGGGGGGUGGGGAGGCUAUUACGCCGGUGAAUGGGCAGUGGUUGCGGAGUAAGGUCGUUUCGUGAGGGGAUGUAGGGGGGUGUGAGUGCCCGGAUAUGGGAUGUGGCGCAGAUGGAAGAGGUG
This is a messenger RNA of Annulohypoxylon truncatum, 1495 nucleotides long. RefSeq lists its product as uncharacterized. NCBI's taxonomy places the organism in Eukaryota, Fungi, Ascomycota, Sordariomycetes, Xylariales, Hypoxylaceae. Gene Ontology annotation, molecular function: glyoxylate reductase (NADPH) activity; hydroxypyruvate reductase [NAD(P)H] activity; NAD binding. The record is from RefSeq and is a predicted model, not a curated record. The coding region runs from base 199 to 1437 and encodes 412 amino acids. Gene Ontology annotation, cellular component: cytosol. The transcript has 2 exons.